CUCUCAGGUAGCCAUAUCAGUUCCAUGUAAAGGGCCAUCUGUUUGCCACAAGUGAGAGUUUCAGAGCUGGAGGCCAACGCUUAAAGCAAUUUGGGGUAACUUGUGCACAAAAAGUGCUCAAAAGCCUUGAGAACUCGGUGUUUCUGUUACAAAACGCUGGCGGGAAAAAAGGAGAAGCUGCGAUAAGAAGCCAAGUCUGUGCAUGCACUGGCGAUUUCUUGUGACUCGAACUCAUGAAGUCACCUUAGCUUUACAACAGAGGCAAUGGCGGAACAUAAUGACCUUAGCUUUACAACAGAGGCAGUGGCGGAACAUAAGGAUGGGGAGGGCCUGAAGGAGGCUCAGAUUGGACUUCAGGAGCAAGUGGAAGUAACUGGAAAGUUUGAUUCACACAACCGGGAAUACAACCAGUUCCUGGUGUGCGGCAGCCUCUUUGAAUGCCCUGCCAAGUAUUUGCCGAUAAAGCCUAUCGGCAAGGGGGCCUAUGGGGUUGUCUGCUCUGCCAAGAAUUUGGACUCCCAGGAAAAGGUCGCGAUCAAGAAAAUUGCUAACGCGUUCGACAAUGUCAUCGACGCCAAGCGCACGCUGCGGGAAAUUAAGUUGCUGAAGCACUUGCAGCAUGAAAACAUUGUUCAAAUCAAGGAUAUCAUCCCUCCAAUGCAGCGGGAUGCGUUCAAGGAUUUGUAUGUCGUGUACGAGCUGAUGGACACCGACUUGCAUCAAAUCAUCCGGUCGCCGCAGCAGCUGUCAAACGACCACAGUCAAUAUUUCUUAUAUCAGCUGCUUCGAGGGCUCAAGUACAUCCACAGCGCCAACAUCCUCCAUCGCGAUCUCAAGCCCUCCAACCUGCUGGUCAACGCCAACUGCGACCUGAAGAUCUGCGACUUUGGGCUGGCCAGGACCAGCACGAGCAACGAGAAGGAGUUCAUGACGGAGUACGUGGUGACGCGGUGGUAUCGGGCACCGGAGCUGCUGCUGAGCUGUUCGGGAUACACGACCGCCAUUGACGUAUGGUCCGUGGGCUGUAUCUUUGCUGAGCUGCUGGGUCGCAAGCCGCUGUUCCCGGGCAAGGACUACGUGCACCAGCUGAGCCUCAUCACGAAGAUCAUCGGCUCUCCCAGCGAGGGGGAGCUGGGCUUCAUCACCUCGGAGAAGGCCAAGCGCUACAUCCGGUCGCUGCCACGGAGCGUGCGAGUAGACUUUGCGCAGUUGUGGCCACACGCCAACAAGCAGGCCCUGGACCUAAUCGACAAAAUGCUGGUGUUCGACCCCACAAAGCGCAUUACAGUGGAGCAGGCGCUGGAGCACCCCUACCUGGCCUCCCUGCAUGAUGUAGCGGAUGAGCCCGUGUGCGCAACACCCUUCACCUUCGACUUCGACGCCGACCACCUGACGCCGGACGUCGUACGGGACGUCAUUUUGCAGGACAUGACGGAGCUACACGAAAACGUGCCAUGAGAAGGUUCACAGGAAACAAGGAGUGAGCAUGGAUUGUUUAGGCGGAUAACUGGGUUGAAAUGGGGCCUCGUACUGGUCCAUGUCGCACGUGAUACCAUUGAUGGUUACAUAUGCAUUCGUGAUUCUAGAUGUAUUAACGGAACCGAGAGAUGUUCUGAGGCUGCGGAUUAUGCGUUGUAGAUGUCCCCUCUCCCAUGUAACUCUACCGAGCUUUUUUGCCGGAAUGGGCCUACCUAAACAGGCGAUUAAUCUCAUAGUCUCUAACAACCGAAAGGCAUCAACAUAUUAACAGGAACGCGUUGCGGGCCUAGUGACAUAUUCGUGUAAGGCCAGGCCGACCG
This is a messenger RNA of Volvox carteri f. nagariensis, 1799 nucleotides long. RefSeq names its product mitogen-activated protein kinase 8 (gene mapk8). Bases 265 to 1458 code for a protein of 397 amino acids. The transcript is spliced from 10 exons. Gene Ontology annotation, cellular component: cytoplasm; nucleus. Lineage: Eukaryota; Viridiplantae; Chlorophyta; Chlorophyceae; Chlamydomonadales; Volvocaceae. The record is from RefSeq and is a predicted model, not a curated record. Gene Ontology annotation, molecular function: ATP binding; MAP kinase activity. Gene Ontology annotation, biological process: intracellular signal transduction; protein phosphorylation.